CAGCGGUCUGAUCAGUCGUUCCACCCGCGUGCGUCUGCACGGCACCUCGCAGCUGCUCCUUGACAGCCUCCAGUCACCUUUGACCGUGUGCGACCUUCUGCUGCCUCCGGCAUUGCUGCGUGGAAUGAGGCUCCACCUUUUCGAUCGCGUCGCGGAGUGCAAGCAGACGGAGGGCCUGCUUCGUGAUGCGCCGACUUGCAGCGUUGUGGUGUCCAUCCAUACCUCAGACUUGAUCUCUUCAUCUUCGUAGUCUCCGGCCUCGUUCUUCACAUCAUCCCAUGUUUUUCCGCUCAGGCAUCACCUGUUAUUACCUCGGAAUUCGUGCUCCACCUUCUCCUCACCGUCAAUCGACCUGCACACUUGUGGUAUAGUGAUUGUACUUGUCGCUUUCUUGCUCCUCGCAACCAUGCAAAGCUCGAAACUGACAUCCUUCCCUUCCUUUUGCUUCGGUGUGUUUAGCCUUGCAUUCUCCCUCCACAAUCUCUUCUCAGGCCUCCGCGCAAUGCGACUUUGGUACUUCGAUCGUCCGCUCGACUGCGCGUGGCGUCGUGUUCAUGUCGGUGAAUUGGGCAUGCGUAUCGCGAGGCGGAGAUGACCGUGUUGUCGGUGAUGGCGAAAAUCGCGCGUGGGAGUCGGUCUUGUACAGACGCCAAUAGCUCGGAUGAAGGAUGAUGCCACGACCGGUCUUUUCCAUAUCUUCGGCGUUGAGAGUACCUGCGGUCACGGCAUUGCGCAGGUGAAUUUCCGACAGAGAGAACGGCGCCUAAAGAACGAGCUUUAGCGAAGUUCAUGGGCGUCGUGAACGUGAAUGAGUUUUCC
Molecule: messenger RNA, 819 nt
Organism: Zymoseptoria tritici IPO323
Lineage: Eukaryota; Fungi; Ascomycota; Dothideomycetes; Mycosphaerellales; Mycosphaerellaceae
Exons: 1
Coding region: 407-595 (62 amino acids)
Source: RefSeq, a predicted model, not a curated record